AUGAGGAUACGAUUAUUUUUACAAUUCGCUUUCUUUUCUCUUGUUUAUUCAUGGCCAGAUGGAGCUCCAUGUGUACAUGCAGCAUUUGAGAGUAUGAACCCGUUGGAAGCAGUCGAACAUCAAGGAGGAUUACAGUUGAACGAACCUCCUUACGAAAUCGCUGUCGAUCAAUCGUGUUAUUGGGCAAAUCAACCAGUUGGAUUGACAGUUCAAGGCAAAAAUCUCACAAUCAAGUUCAAAGGAUUCGCCGUUCAGCCGUAUGAAUGGAGAAAUGGAAGAACGUUGGGCAGAAUCGGCCAAUUCAUUCGGCUUGAUGACAAUGGAUCUUGGCAACAACAAUGCUUUAGAAGAAAGAAACAUAUCAAACUUUGGUGGAAAAGUGAUGAUGAUUUGAGAACUGUGCAAUUUGUGGCGACCGUCGUUGAGCACAUUCGGAAAUUCUGGGUGAAAUCGGUUAUAUCAGUGCCGAUUCCGCCGUGUCGACAAUCGAGAAGGACCGAGAACUGGUUCGCUCCAAUGCCCACCGCUCCCCCACCAGUGAAAGCUUUCAAACAAGAGACACAUCGAGUAUUCGGUAAAGGCGGUUUUCAAGAUGCUCCUUUCAGGCCAAAUAAGGGACAACAACAGAAUUCUUUUGGACAAGGAACAACCGUUAGUUUCUUUGUCGAAGAGGCGAUAACUCAGCCACCACCACCACCACCAACAACAACAACAACAACACAGCCCACUACGACGACAAGAAGAUCAACAACCGCAGAACCGAUUCGCUUCUUUGUCACCACCACUCGAAAAAUCGUCCCCAAUCGACCGGAGCAACGCUUUGAACUCGUUGAUGGAGAUUCGGAAAGAGAUCGUGAAGAAGUGCUUCAACCGGUGAGACCAAGACCCCGUCUACCCUCCCGGCCACAACGACCUUUCAAGAAUCGCCCAGAAACAAACACUUUCGUUCCCGUCACCCAAGCUCCGACCUUUGAGUCAACGAUCCGGUCGACGAGUCAACGAUUUUUCGUCCCUGAAUCAUUUAUUAGACAACAACAACAGGCUGAAGCUAUUCGGAGAAGAAUCCUUGCUCAACAACAAGAACAAAUUCGGCAACAACUCAUUCAACGACAAUUCCAGCAACAGCUUUCCCAGCAACUGCUUUCUCAGCAACAGCUUUCUCAGCAACAGCUUUCUCAGCAACCGAUCGUCAACAAUGCGGUUGUGUGCGCUGAUUUCGAUUCUCGAUGCCCAGCUUGGAUCGGUCAUUGCCCUUUCAAUUCAUUUGUCACUCAACGUUGCCCACUCUCUUGCGGACUUUGCCGUUUCCGUAUUCAA
This is a messenger RNA of Mesorhabditis belari, 1317 nucleotides long. Lineage: Eukaryota; Metazoa; Nematoda; Chromadorea; Rhabditida; Rhabditidae. The record is from the annotation of a GenBank genome assembly.